ACCAGGGCCCAGGGCCGUGUGGGUGCGCAGCUCUGGGCAGACCUGCGUGAGCUCCAACCCAGGCUGCCGGCCGCCACCCAGCCUCCCGGCCCGCUCUCCCGAGGGGGCAGACGCCGCAGGGACAGGACUCCGGCCGGUUCUCUCUGAGGAAGCCCCUCACCAUGGACGCAAGUGAAUUCCGGCGGCGGGGGCGGGAGAUGGUGGACUACAUAGCGGACUACAUCGAGGGCAUCGAGGGGCGCCAGGUCUACCCCAGCGUGGAGCCCGGCUACCUGCGCCCCCUGAUCCCCAGCUGUGCCCCUCAGGAGCCCGACGCCUACGAGGACAUCAUGAAGGACGUGGAGAAGGUCAUCAUGCCGGGGGUGACCCACUGGCACAGCCCCCGCUUCUUCGCCUACUUCCCCACGGCCAGCUCGUACCCGGCCAUGCUCGCCGACAUGCUGUGCGGCGCCAUCGGCUGCAUCGGCUUCUCCUGGGCGGCGAGCCCGGCGUGCACGGAGCUGGAGACGGUGAUGCUGGACUGGCUGGGGAAGAUGCUGCGGCUGCCCGAGGCCUUUCUGGCCGAGAAGGGGGGCGCAGGGGGCGGCGUCAUCCAGGGAAGCGCCAGUGAGGCCACGCUGAUGGCGCUGCUGGCCGCUCGGAGCAGAGCCACACGCCGCCUGCAGGCUGCCCGCCCGGGGCUGACGGAGGCCGCCGUCAUGGAGAAGCUGGUGGCCUACGCCUCCGACCAGGCCCACUGCUCCGUGGAGAGAGCCGCACUGAUCGGAGGAGUGAAAUUCAAAGCCAUCCCCUCCGACGGCAAGUUCGCCAUGCGCGCGUCCGCCCUGCAGGAGGCGCUGCAGCAGGACAAGGCGGCCGGGCUGGUUCCUUUCUUCGUGGUGGCCACCCUGGGGACCACGCCCUGCUGCUCCUUCGACCGCCUCUCCGAAGUGGGCCCGCUCUGUAACUGGGAGGACCUGUGGCUGCACGUGGACGCGGCCUAUGCGGGCAGCGCCUUCAUCUGCCCCGAGUUCCGGCACCUCCUGGAUGGCGUGGAGUUUGCAGACUCCUUCAACUUCAACCCCCACAAGUGGCUGCUGGUGAACUUCGACUGCUCGGCCAUGUGGGUGAGGAAGCGCGCGGACCUGACCGGAGCCUUCAAGCUGGACCCUGUGUACCUGCGGCACGGCCACCAGGACUCGGGGCUCAUCACUGACUACAGGCACUGGCAGCUGCCGCUGGGACGCAGGUUCCGCUCCCUGAAGAUGUGGUUCGUGUUCCGGCUGUACGGGGUCACGGGCCUGCAGGCCCACAUCCGCAAGCACGUGCGGCUGGCCCGCGAGUUCGAGGCUGCGGUGCAGCGGGACCCUCGCUUUGAAAUCUGCGCAGAAGUCACCCUGGGGCUGGUCUGCUUCCGGCUGAAGGGCCCCAACAAGCUGAACGAAGACCUUCUGGACAGAAUCAACGGCGCCAAGGAGAUCCACCUGGUCCCCUGCCACCUGAGGGACAAGUUCGUGCUGCGCUUCGCCAUCUGCUCCCGCAACGCGGAGUCCGCGCACGUGCAGCAGGCCUGGGCCCACAUCCAGGCGCUGGCCACGGCCCUGCUGGGGGCCGGGCAGGAGUAGCGAGAUCCAAGCUGGACAGACGUGUAUCUGAAAACUGGAGGGAGAGGCAGAUAAACAGCACCCGGCUCCAUGGAAGCGAGCCCGCCAGCUCGCACUUCUCUCUCCGACGCUACCAGACGCCUGCGCUUCGUCUCCCGAGUCUCUCCUCGGCGAAGAGAUAUUAUUUGCUGCGUGAAAAGUCAGUCCCCGGGGAUGUAGCUUUCAUUCAUUGUUUGGCUGCGGUUUUGUGAAUUAAACAAUCGUAGUGCUUCGUGCUCUUGGAGUUGGCCGUGGGGGGAGGGCUCGCGAGCUCUCUCCCAGGCCGGGCUGGGCGACGGAGGUCACGCCUGGGCCUUCCCCUUGCUCCGUCCUGCGGCCAGUGCUCAAUAAACAAUCUGAAGUGCCAUGGCUAUUGCGUCUGGUGAGCUUCCUGUUCUGCGCCGUGCCCAGCUGAUGGUUAUAAUAUGGACGGACCCUUUCCAAGCGGCCAGAGGCAUGGCAUCCUUGGAUAGUUUUAAGCAGCAUUCAUUCAUUCAACCAUGUGUAUUGAGUGUGUCAUA
Myotis daubentonii (Daubenton's bat) is the source of this 2143-nucleotide messenger RNA. RefSeq names its product dopa decarboxylase (gene DDC). NCBI's taxonomy places the organism in Eukaryota, Metazoa, Chordata, Mammalia, Chiroptera, Vespertilionidae. Gene Ontology annotation, cellular component: cytoplasm. Gene Ontology annotation, biological process: serotonin biosynthetic process; carboxylic acid metabolic process; amino acid metabolic process. The record is from RefSeq and is a predicted model, not a curated record. Gene Ontology annotation, molecular function: aromatic-L-amino-acid decarboxylase activity; pyridoxal phosphate binding.